Olea europaea var. sylvestris is the source of this 1140-nucleotide messenger RNA. Its product is annotated as transcription factor bHLH68-like. Gene Ontology annotation, cellular component: nucleus. Gene Ontology annotation, molecular function: DNA-binding transcription factor activity, RNA polymerase II-specific; protein dimerization activity; RNA polymerase II cis-regulatory region sequence-specific DNA binding. Gene Ontology annotation, biological process: regulation of transcription by RNA polymerase II. The record is from RefSeq and is a predicted model, not a curated record. The transcript is spliced from 8 exons. The annotation marks the transcript as partial. NCBI's taxonomy places the organism in Eukaryota, Viridiplantae, Streptophyta, Magnoliopsida, Lamiales, Oleaceae.
UUGUGCUUUUGGUGGUGCAGAGGGGGGUUGGUUGGUGAAGAAGAGAAUCCUAGUUUGAGCCCUUUGCAGGCGAAGAAGGUUGAAUACAUAGAACAACUGCUGAAUGACCCGACUUCCAAUGGCUCUGCAAGUGUUGAUGUAAAACAAGAAUUAAGCUCAAAAAGUGAUAAUUUUUUUGGGCUUGGAAAUUUGGGGUUUCAAGCUUCAAAACCUACUCCUUGGUCUCAAAUGAUUCCUGCAGAUUUAUCUCCGAAGUCAUGUGUUACGGCUAUGAGAAAUAACAUGUUGGAUUUUUCUAACAAUCCAGAUCUGAAGCAUCCACAGGCAGAUCGUUUGUCUGAUUGCAACAGCACAGCCACGGGUGGGGUAGCCAAGAAGGCCAGAAUUCAACCGUCUUCGGUCCAGUCCACAUUCAAGGUGAGAAAAGAGAAAUUGGGAGACAGAAUAACAGCCCUUCACCAGUUAGUUUCUCCAUUUGGCAAGACUGACACAGCCUCUGUGUUGUUAGAAGCAAUUGGAUACAUUAGAUUCCUUCAGAGCCAAAUUGAGGCCCUAAGCUUGCCGUACUUGGAUAGUAAAUCAGGAAACCUGAGGCAGCAGUACCAUUUUCAAGGAGAAAGGAAUUGUUUAUUUCCUGAAGACCCAGGGCAGCUGUUGAAUGAAAAUUGCAUAAAGAUGAAAGGAACAUCUGAGCAGGAUUGUCAUGAAGAGCCAAAGAAGGACUUGAGGAGUAGAGGGUUGUGCCUAGUUCCCUUAUCCUGCACUCUUAAUGUUGGGAGUGACUUUAAUGGAGCAGAUUAUUGGACUCCUUCUGCACUUGGAGGAAAUUUUCGAUAAAUAAUAAAUUAUGGUGCACACAAGUUUAUUUCAUAAAAAUGAUUAUAACAUCAUGAGCAGUCAGUCUUGAAAAGUCCAAGGCUGACUGCCCAUGAUGCUAUAUGCAUUUUGAUGAAAUUAGGUGUGCUAUAAUAUAUGGUAUAUAUGCAAAAUUAAAGUUGUUAAUUUAGUACUUGCGAGUUUAAUUAACUUAUCCAUAUAUUUGUUUUCCUAUGUUAGUUCAAAGUUUUCAUGAAUUCUGGUAUAUAUCAGGCUCCAGCACGUUAAAACAAUUCUAUGGCAGCAUUUACAUUACCCUUUUUA